UUGUUUCUCAAACAAUUUUUAUUAAUAAAUUUUUUACAAAAAAAUAAUAAUUAGUAGAAGGUUAUAAUGGUAAGUCUCUCAAAAUGGGUCCACAUUCAUAUAUACAUACACAUACACACCAAGAGCAGUCAUCUCUCUUCUCAGUUUCCUCCUCCAUAGUUUUCUUCUCCUGUUUCUUUUCCUAUUUUCCCAAUCCUUUAAUUUUUUGAUGUCUCUCUCUAUACCCCAUCUCUACAAAAAUUUCAUGACUUUAUCUCUUCUUCAAUGACCCAUAUCCAUAUGUGCUUUUAUAAUUCAAAUCUCCACCAACCAUUAAACCCACCUCACAAAGACACAAAGCCUAUAAUCAUAAAAUAAAGAAAGAACCUUUCCUCCUGUUUAAUUAGUCAGCAAUUUCAAUGCCCCCCUUCUGCAAAUUUCCAAAAAGACACAACACAGAAGAAAAACAUAAAAGUAAAAAAAGAAAGAAAAAGUUUUUUUGAUUUAUUUCCAUCUUUCUUUCUCUUUACCAUCUUGAUGACUACUCCUAGUUUUCUGUUUGCUUGUCUGGUCUGGUCUCAUAAGACUCCUACUCUCAACCGAAAAAAAGAAAAGAAAAAGGAAAAUCCAAAAAAUUUAAUUACAAUAACAAUCUAGAAAAAAAUUGUAAUGAUGUGGUGGCUUCUUCUUUGUGGGUUCAUAAGUCAUUGGUCAAGAGAAGAGAGUUGUUUCAUACAAGGGAAUAAGACUCCUCCCACCAUUAAACCUAAUCCUCCUUUUACCCCCAUUCUCUUCCUUCUCUUUUCCUCUCCCUACUUUUUUCUUCUUCUUCUUUUGUGUCUGCGAUUCCUCUGAUCAGAUCCGAUGAAGGAGAUUACUGAUUCCGUUGAUCCCAGGAUCAUGUUCAAGCAUCAAUCUCUUAUGCAGGAUUAUCACGAGUUGCGUAAGGAAAGAGAGUUUAAGAUGAGGAAGUUGGAGAUGAUGAAACAGAGACGAUCAACCCUUGACGCAGAAGUUAGGUUCUUGAAACGUAGAUACAAACAGUUGAAGCAAGACCAAACUCUUGACACAUCUUCUCCAGGGAUGUUGAGAUUGUCAGAAUCUGGAUACUCGAAGGUGCCAAGUAAAAGAAAGAAGAACUCUACUAUGGAUGAGAAGGAAGCAUUGUCAUUGGAUAAAAAGAAUCCGAAAAGGAGCAGAGGAAACGAGGUUCUGACUAACUCCAUUCCACUUCCUGAUCUUAACGGAGAUGGGAGCACUUUUAAAGUCCCGGGCUUUGACCUAAACCAGAUCUCGAGAGAAGAAGAGGAACCGGAAGCGAGUGGUGGACAAGUGAUCGCUCAAGCAACAAAGAAGGCAAUGCUUGGUAAUGGAAACGAUGAUGUACAUUGCGAGAUGAAGUUGCCGAUAUGCAGAGAUGUGGAGAAAGAGUUAAACAGAGCAGCAGUGAAGAGGAAGGUUUCAUGGCAAGAUCCAGUGGCUUUAAGUGUUUGAUAGGGUUUUCAAGUAAGAAUAUCAACUAGGAUUCUGAGAUAUUGUGAUUUAGCCCAAUAUGCACAUAUGCUUUGAAGGGUUUUUAUACAUGCACAAGUGUAGUUAUAUGAAGAUUUGAUUAGUUUGAAAUCAUAAUUUUCAUGUGUCCCAACAUCCAAUUUGGUGAUUACGAAAACUCAUUUUAUUUGUUGAAUGUUCUUUUACACAUUCUCUUCACAUGCCAUAAUAAACCUGCCUGCAAUUUAUGUAUCUAAUUAAAAUAGUGACUUGUCAUUUCUUUGACAAAAUAAAAACUAGUCAUUUCAAAUGCAAUUUAUUUGCUGUCG
Messenger RNA from Eruca vesicaria subsp. sativa (arugula), 1799 nucleotides. The record is from the annotation of a GenBank genome assembly. Lineage: Eukaryota; Viridiplantae; Streptophyta; Magnoliopsida; Brassicales; Brassicaceae.